This is a messenger RNA of Pezoporus occidentalis (night parrot), 4082 nucleotides long. It is a transcript of the gene UBOX5, whose product is annotated as U-box domain containing 5. The record is from RefSeq and is a predicted model, not a curated record. Gene Ontology annotation, cellular component: nucleus. Lineage: Eukaryota; Metazoa; Chordata; Aves; Psittaciformes; Psittacidae. The transcript has 3 exons. Gene Ontology annotation, biological process: protein polyubiquitination. Gene Ontology annotation, molecular function: ubiquitin-ubiquitin ligase activity; ubiquitin protein ligase binding. Bases 167 to 1810 code for a protein of 547 amino acids.
GGGUCCCGCUCGGCUGCCGUACGAGCGGCAGUGCGUCAGCGUCACGUGACCGGAAGUACCGGGAAGCGCCGGGGGCGGCCGGGCGGAGGGGCUGGCGGGCGGCAGGGCCGGAGCCGGGCCCCGCUGAAUCUGAUGCUCACAAACUGAGCUCUCUCCAGCUGCCAAGAUGGUAAUAAACGUCUGUCUCCCACAGUUCAAGCCAAGGAUUCACUGCAACAAGAUUUCUGCUGAUGGUUACGAAGUGGAGAAUCUCAUCUCGGAAGACCUGGCCAGGAGAAACCGGGGCUUCCGCAGUGAAUACUUCAUCAAACCUCCGGUCCACGUCACCAUCUCUUUCCCCUUCAACAUUGAGAUCUGCAGGAUCAAUAUCGACGUCUCAUCCGGGGGAUACCAAACCUUCUCUGGGCUCGAAGUUUACACCUCUACCUCAUGCAAUAAAACCUCUUGGCAGAGCCCUGAGGGUCAGUUCUCAGGUCUGGCCAGUCAGCCCCUGUCAGACAAAGACACUUUCACACUGGUGGGCAAAGCUGUCUUAAAAAAUCAAAGCAAAGUGACAUUUGGCCAUAGAGGCUUCAAGCCAAGGCCUCCCUUCCAUCAGGUGGAAAAUGUCUUGUCCUACCCCGGCUCUGCCUCUCAAGACCUCUGGAACAAAGGGCCCUCCUCGCUGAGCAAUGUGUCCCACUUGAGGAUCUGCAUCACCCAUGUGGCUGGGGGCGGCCUGCCUUGCAUUAAGAGGCUGGAGGUGUGGGGCCAGCCUGCCAAAUCCUGCCCGCAGGAGGUGAUCGAGGGUGUCUUUCAGGUGGCCUCCCAGUUCUUCACCCAGGAGGUUGGUCACGUCAAGCCAGAGCUCUGGACGCCAAUGGAGAGCGACUGCGUGCCCUUCAGUGCCAACGACAGCGAACAGCAGACCCUCCGCAAGCUGGUGGAUGUGGUCCAAGACAUCCCUGAGGAAUUCCUGGACCCCAUCACCCUGGAGAUCAUGACCUUGCCCAUGCUCCUGCCCUCAGGGAAGGUGAUCGACCAGACCACCUUGGAGAAGUGCAACCGGAGCGAAGCAUCCUGGGGCAGGGUCCCCAGUGAUCCUUUCACUGGGGUGGCCUUCAGCCAGCACUCACAGCCCCUACCUCACCCUACCCUCAAGGCUAGGAUAGACCAUUUCCUCUUGCAGCACAGCAUUCCUGGCACCAACCUGCUGGGGAGGGCUCAUGCCUCGGAAAUGCUCGUCCCUUCUUCCAUAACAAUGUCUUCUCUGAAGAGGAAAAUGGACUGCAUGGAUCCGAGCUCUGUGCAGCCACCUUAUUUUUCCUCUACAAACUUACUUGUCACGUCUACCUCAGAGAACAGUGCUAAAAAAAUGAAACCUGACAGUGACUCACAUUUGAUCCACAUGGACUGUUCCACAGGUACCGGGGCUCCCCAAGUCCCCUUGUGUUCCUUGAAUGCCUUGAGAGCCUGGGGCCAGGUUUUCAAGUCAAGAGGCUCCACUACAGUCCCAUCCCACCUCUUCAAAGCUUUAAGGCCGUUGUGUUUUGCUGCUGAUAGAUGCCAUGGGAGUCAGGUCAUCAUCUCAUUCACCUCUCCUCAGCACAACCUGCCAUGCUGGAUGCUGUUUGCUCCCAUUCUCUUUCACCUUUUCUCGCCUCUAGGCUCCUUGUUCUCGUUGUGUUACCUGUGCAGUCUCCUUCCCAGCCCUCGUGUUUGCUCAGGUCACCUUGUUCCCCUUUUAGUUUGUGUUUCCUCCUUCCUCCUCCUUGCUUUCAAGCCACUGUCUAUGUGGAGACAACAUUUUUCUCACAGUGUGCUGGUUUAAAGUCUCUUUAUCGUGGGUGAUUUAUUACCUUACCCAUCAAUGUGUUCUAGCAUCAGCAAGAAGGUAUCCACAGCAGAAGCGUCUGGUGGUGCAGCAGUGAUGGCACAGGGAGGGUCCUGACUGGUGUGGGUCUUCUCCUGAGGACUGAGAUGGGGAGGAAGGCAGGAAUGAGGCACUAAUUCUGCUCAUGGAUUUCCCUGGCCAUACUCUUGGUGCAGCUGAUUCCCUGCAGUGUCCCUGCACAGGUUGUGUCCCCAGGGACGUGCUGGCUCCUUCCCUUCUCACAGGGCUGCUCCUGCUGGGGCAGAGGCUGAGGCUGGGGAGCGUGUGGCUGUGCUGCCUCCAGUCUGCCCUGUCCAUAGUGCAGCAGUGCAGGGGCUUGGAACUAACAGCAGCAAGGGAAUUGCUCCUUCAGAGCAAGGAGGAGGCAGCCCAGGUUGGGAGAGGCUUGCAGUCAAAGCAGAAAACCAUUAGAGACGUUAGACCAGACUUGUGUCUCCAGGGGAAGGAAAUGGGUCCUGCUUUCCUUUUAUCCUUGUUUUUCUCCGCAGUGCAGUAACAGCAUCCCUGGGCAUAAGCUCCCAGAGGCAGAAAACCAGUGCAGACCUGCAUCUCCCAGAUAAAUUCCCUGGAAAGCUGAGUGUUUCCACUCAUCCCCAGCCAUGCCACAGCUUUCAGACCAGGCAGGCAAGGCAGCGUUACGGCAGCACAGACAGACCUAUGAAUCCACGGAGCACUGGGAGUGUAGGAUGCUCCUUGUAGGUCCAGCAGCAUUCAAGUGCAGGACUGCUGAGGAGGAAUCAAGAAAGCCAGGGUGAUCUGUGGGGUAAAUACCAAGGAGAUUCCCACCUCUCAUCCCAAAAUCUAUUGGCUUUUUGUGCUCUAUUCCCUAAUGACCAGAACCUUCAUCCCACGAUGAAGGGUGGCUCCCAGGGAGCUGCUGCUCCUCUUAACUCCACACUAGAUCUUUCUCCCCAGAUCCACAUCUAUUUUGCCAUGUUUGCUUUCUCCCUUGUUGGCACAGGGAUUCCUGGAAUCUAUUGGAGUUGCUGGCAGUGCAGCUGUUAAUAUCCAUGUAACUACUGCACACAGCAAGGCUUAAACCUUCUCUCUGGUGUCUUAAACUGAGUUACAGCUUUAGGUUAAUGGUCACACUGUAGGAACAAGGUAAACUUAAAUGGGAAUUAAGAUAGGAAGGAGAUGUCUUUAGCAAUCUUGUAUUUAGAGGAGCUUGGAGGGAACAAGUGUCUGUGAGGUUUCUGUCACCUAAGGGCUGUCUCUCAAGGCAGGUAAGGCAAGUUUUCUUGUGUUCUCCAAUCUGGAGGUCUCAAACAUGUCAAAAGGUGGCCUCAUUCCUGCUGGAACCUGUCCCCUCCUUCACCUUGCUCCCCAAAAUGUUUAUAGGAAGAAACUCUGUUUGAUUUUAAACAAAAGUCUUUAAAGACCUGAUUGAAAAUAACUGAUGUUUGUGGCCCCAGAAUGAAUAGGAAGAAGCCAGACUGCACGUUUCCACUCUGAUCCCUCACUCUCGUUCAGUGCUUUAGGAGGACCCAUCAGUUAUUUUCCCUGCAGAGAUGUGUAACGGCUCCCGCUGGGGAUGUGCCCCAGCCCCAUAGGAGCAGGGAAUGCCCUGUGGGGUCCUGGAGCUCCCGAGGGAGCCGUGCCCAUCCGUAAACAAAAGCACAUUGCUCAGAGCAUGCUCCAGUGUUUCAUCAGCCUUGAUUGCUGUGGCACAUGUGCAGCACUAAUUCAAAGCUCUUCCUUGGGGAGAUGGAUGUAACGGGAUUAGCGAUGCAGACAGCAUCCUCUUAAUGCACAGCCUGAAUGAAUGCCUUCGGUGGGGCACAGCACAAACACUGCAGGGAAGGGUGCGACCCUGCACCUUUGGCUUCAUCCCUUGACUCAGAACUGAGACAGGAUAACAUCAGUGCCCCCAGCUGUUAGUAGUGUCUUCAAUGUUCCCAGUUAGCUGCAUGAAGCAAGGCUGGGAGCGCUGGGCUGGCUCGCUCAGUGGGGAAGGCUGAGGGCUCAGGAGCUGGUUUUGGGAUGAUUUGGGGUUUUGCCCGUUUUCAGACCUGCAGGUAGAAGCUGCCACCUGAAGGUUUGUUGGCACUGGGGCACGGCAUGGAUGGCUGACAGAGAUCUGUAGGACUUUUCAUCCUUAGGACACAAAGGAGAAGCACUACAUCCCCAUCCUGGCACCUCAGCAGGGAGAAGAGACCUCUUCAGAAAGCAAGUGGCAGGGCUCCUAAAAGCAUAGAAUCCCAGCCUG